Molecule: messenger RNA, 1684 nt
Organism: Oncorhynchus tshawytscha (Chinook salmon)
Lineage: Eukaryota; Metazoa; Chordata; Actinopteri; Salmoniformes; Salmonidae
Product: SIRT1 domain-containing protein
Exons: 8
Coding region: 285-1658 (457 amino acids)
Molecular function (GO): NAD+ binding
Source: RefSeq, a predicted model, not a curated record
GAGAAGGAUUUUCCCGCACUGAAAGCUGGAAGUGACGUACUUCCUUCGCGGUAAAUGGUGCUGCAUGCGACAGAUGCCAGCGGAGAAAUACAGCAACACAGAAAUCUAAACAGGUGCAAUUCAAACUUUCUUCGGAGCUGGCCAAGUAGAAGUUGUCACUAUGUUGCCCGCGUCACAGUCUGCAUGUUGAUGUAGAACAUCUAUUGUUGCGCAACAUCUUCAACGCGCGCCUUCCAUCCCAUCAGCUUUCUAAAGUUCCGCCCUCUGGAAAGACAGGUGGAAAUAUGAGCAAGGCCAGAUCCAGCUGGGACAAGAGGGCCCCCCAGGGGCCUGCCCUCACCAGGGUGACCCGUAGCUCCACCCCCCAGGCCUGGCACACAGAGCCGCCCCAGGACUCUGGGCCUGGCCCACAUGGGACCCAGCUGAGGAAGCAGACAGACUCAGCCCUACCCCUGGCCCAGGACCUCAGUCAAAUGAGUGUGAGUGGACAGGACACCUCACUACCACGGAAAGGGAGGGUGUCUAAGGGCAGCAGUGGCCCCAUCCAGGGGGGUCCGUCGUCCUCUGGCUCUAAGCCUACACAGAGCUCCCCCUCUGGGCCGGCAAUGAAUCCCUCUCCCCGGGGAGGCCUGGCUGCUGUGGCUCGUCUGGUGAAACUGGGGCGCUGUAAGAAUGUGGUGGUGGUGGCCGGUGCAGGCAUCAGUACGGCCAGCGGUAUCCCAGACUUUAGGACCCCGGGCACAGGGCUGUAUGCCAACUUGGCCAAGUACAACAUCCCCUACCCGGAGGCCAUCUUCAACAUCGAGUACUUCUCCAACGACCCUCGGCCCUUCUUCUCCCUGGCCAAGGAGUUGUACCCAGGCAGCCACCGACCCAACUACAUCCACUACUUCAUCCACAUGCUGCACCUCAAGGGCCUGCUGCUCCGCAUGUACACCCAGAACAUUGACGGCCUGGAGAAGAUAAGUGGCAUCCCAGACGAGAAGCUGGUGGAGGCUCAUGGAAGUUUUGCGACUGCUUCCUGUCACCUGUGCUACACCCCAUUCCCUGCCCAGGAGGCCAAGAGUGCCAUAAUGAGUGACGAGGUCCCGGUCUGUACAUUCUGCCAGGCCACGGUCAAACCGGACAUAGUGUUCUUUGGAGAGGACCUUCCUGAGAAGUACUUCCUGCAUUCUAAAGACUUCCCUAAAGCUGACCUGCUCAUCAUCAUGGGCACGUCUUUACAGAUCGAGCCCUUUGCCAGCCUGGUGAACACAGUGAGGUCCACGGUUCCGCGGCUGCUCCUGAACCGGGACGCAGUGGGUCCCUUUCAGAAGGUGCCCCUGAGGAGGGGCGACUACAUAGAGCUGGGGGACCUGGUGGACACGGUCAGGAGGUUUGGUGAAUUCCUAGGGUGGCAUUCCGAGAUCCAAGACCUGAUGACCAGUCAGGAAAAUGGGACCAUCCCUACUCUGGUAAGCAAUGUUUCAUCAGGAAGGGGCCGAGAAGGGCCCACCCAGACCAAAGCCACUGGCCUGGGGAGGAGAGGGGCAUCAGAGCCCCGAGGAAGGUUGCCCCCUAAGUCCAGGCCAGGGGCCCGUGGCCCCACCAACGGCAGCAGUGAGAGCGACUCCGAGUCAGACAGCAAGAGCAUAGUUUCAUCCAGCCCAAGUAAAUGAAACUGAACAUUGAACAUGUCCCCUGG